Messenger RNA from Salvelinus fontinalis (brook trout), 1069 nucleotides. Its product is annotated as ribonuclease inhibitor. The transcript is spliced from 2 exons. The record is from RefSeq and is a predicted model, not a curated record. Gene Ontology annotation, molecular function: protein binding. NCBI's taxonomy places the organism in Eukaryota, Metazoa, Chordata, Actinopteri, Salmoniformes, Salmonidae.
AUGAGUGACAAUAACCUGUAGGAUUCAGGGGUGAAGCUGCUCUCUUCUGGACUGGCAAGUCCACACUGUAAACUGUAAACACUGGGCAGUCCAGAUAGUAAACUGUUUUCACUUUGUACUUUCACAGAGGAAGGAUGUGCUUUUCUAGCCUCCUCUCUCAAUUCCAACCCCUCACAUCUGAGGGAGCUGGACCUGAGCUACAAUCACCCAGGAGACUCAGGAGUGAAGCUUCUCUCUGCUGUACUGGAAGAUCCACACUGUAAACUGAGGAAACUUAGGAAAGAAUGAAUGUGUAAAAACAAAAAAGCCAUUAACUCGGUUUGGGAUUGUGUGAAUCCCAUCCCUGUUUUACUGCCUCUCUCUCCGACAGUGUGGUGUGCUGAGUUCAGGAUCAGACCAGGACCACAGAGAUGUGAGUAUGUACAGUAUGGGUAUGUGAUAUUCUACUAUGAGUUUCAGAUUUUUCCCCCAGAUACCUGUGACCUCAGACUGGACCCAAACACAGCACACAGAGAGCUCUCGUUGUCUGCAGAGAACAGGAAGGUGACGCGAGAGAAAGAGCAGCCGUUUCCUGAUCACCCAGAGAGAUUUGACUACUGGAGGAAGCUGCUGUGCAGAGAGCGUUUGACUGGGCGCUGCUAUUGGGAGACAGAGUGGAGUGGGAUCAGCAGGAGAGGAGAGGGACAUGACUGCUGGUUUUGGAUGAAGCCCUGUGUCCUGGAGUAUGAACUGCUCUAAUGACAAUUACACAACAUGGCACAACAGUGUCUCCUCUAACACUGACCCACCUGCCCACGUUCCACUUCACUGAGCCCUUCUAUCCAGGGUUUAGGCUAGGCUGGGUAGACUCGUCAGUGUCCCUGUGUCAGGUGGAAUAGCCUCCCUGGAGGAACACCUGAGACUUCAGGGCGAUCACACACGUUUUUGUGUGUGUAACAUGCAGUAGAUGACAAAGAUAACGCAACCCCUAAACCUAUAUUCACAUAUGUGCUUUGAACCACACUAGACCUGACUGUUAAUGUGAUGAUGAAUGAAUGAUAAUCGGAUUAAAGUACAUACUUUUAAACAA